Entrophospora sp. SA101 is the source of this 483-nucleotide messenger RNA. The record is from the annotation of a GenBank genome assembly. NCBI's taxonomy places the organism in Eukaryota, Fungi, Glomeromycota, Glomeromycetes, Entrophosporales, Entrophosporaceae.
AUGAGACUUGGUGAAAUUGAACAAGUUCUUGAACGCUACAAUAAUCACUUUGGUAGAAUUUCAUCCGAAUUUGAUUUAAUUAAUGAAUCUAUCACAACAUUCCAAAACCUAUUUAAUCAACGUCAUGCAAUCAUCCAAAGAAUCGAACAAGAUCAGCAAAGUGAAAUGAACCUAUCUGAAGAUUCUUCCAAUUCACACAAUUCCUCUAUUAAUUCUUAUUCUCCUAAUUCCUCUGCUAGUUCUUCAAGCCAGCGAUCAUUUUCAGGAAUUACUAUCUGGACUCUCUUUAAACAGAUCUUUGAUAGGGAUAUGGCUCAGAGAAGAUAUUCUUUUGACGAAAUGUGUUAUUCCGUAGCCAUGCGCAUUCGUGAACUUGGAGGAGAUAUUAGGCAAUCAACGAUCAAAAACUUUUAUAAUAGAAGUAGUAGUUGUAAAUCAAGUACCGUGGACCAAAUUGGUUCAUGGAUAGAUAGUAUGGAGUAG